Molecule: messenger RNA, 1291 nt
Organism: Metopolophium dirhodum (rose-grain aphid)
Lineage: Eukaryota; Metazoa; Arthropoda; Insecta; Hemiptera; Aphididae
Product: chromobox protein homolog 3-like
Exons: 2
Coding region: 360-632 (90 amino acids)
Cellular component (GO): nucleus
Source: RefSeq, a predicted model, not a curated record
CGUACAAUAUGCUGCGGAUGAGUUACAAGGAUGGUAGGGUACGGUACAUCUGCGACGAUCGACGAUUAACACUUGACUCAGUACUACCCGACCACAGGACUAUUAAAAUUUGACCCUGCCACUUGCCAGCGAUUGAAUGUUGUCCAUAGACAAAAUAUAAACCUAACCUAUGUUGUUGUCGGGGUGCUGGCCUGCCGCUGUUUAUCGAAACAGUCGUCUUUUCGGAACCGUAUAUGUAGCAUUCUCGCGUUAGUCAUUCUCUGAGCCACACGCCCACAACAAAAGACCGAUAUCACAUAAUAUUAUUAUUUAUUAUUAUAUACAAUAAAUACAAGUCACAGCCGUCUUAUUUGUAUACGAUGUCGGAAGAAAUCAACAUUGGUGUUGGGAAGGGAAUAUCUUUACCCGAGCUGCCUUCAUCGGAUAUGAAAUUUCGCACAAACGGAUUUAGAUUAGGGUUAGAACCAGAAAUGAUUAUGCACUCGAAACUAGUAGAUGGUAGAAAUUACCUUUUAAUGAAGUGGAAGGACGUUGAAGAACCAUCUUAUGUCAAGGCUUCUGUUGCAAAUAAAAAAUGCCCAAGUCUUGUUAUUGAUUUUUAUCAAAAACACCUUACAUGGUCCAAUCUUUAAUACCUAGGUAAAUACUAAAUUAAUUCAACUUUGAAACCGUAGGUUAUUUUAGUUUGUCUUGUCUAUUUUUUUUUUAGUGAAGUAGUUACUUUUAUAGUUAGUACUCCUCUUAUAAUUUAAAAUUCUUAUUUGAAUUUUGUAAUCCUAUAUUCGUGUAUAAAUGUUGUAUUAUACAUAUUUUUAUCACUAUUUCACUAUCCUAACCGAAUUUAUGGUAUUUACCAAAAAUACGGUAUUUACCGGAGACCGGUGAGUCAAUAUUAUUCAAAAAAUUUAUUUUAACUAUUUUUUUAUUAUUAAUUUAUUUUCUUAUUUAUGUGGACUGCAAAUUGUAAAAAUACCAAAAAUUAUGUAAAAUAUUGUUAUUUAUAAUUUUUUAAAAUUAAUAAUUGUAACAAAUAAUAAAAGUGGUAAGUUAUUUUUGAUGUAUUAAACAAACAGCAAUUCAAUUUUUUGGGAAAGCUAAUAUUGAGCGUCGGGGCCUAUUAAAAAUUGCUUCAAGACCAGAAGCCCAAUUAUGAGCCAGGCCGACACUGCAGGGUAAGCUAAGUUACCGUAGGCGUGGCGUAUACGGGAUACCUAAAUAAAACAACAAUUGUUUGGAAGGAAUAACAUUGUAUACUUGUAUUAUGUAUAAAAAAUAAAAAUGUUUUUAUAUA